AUGCCGAGGAAGCGUUCCGAGAACAGUGACGGUGAAAUGCGCCACUCUGUGUCCAUGGGUAGUGCGAGCAGAAUGGCGAACGCCAAAAUCUCGGUUAGCUCCCGGCUGAAUCUCCAAGAUGCAAUGCUGCGUUCCCUGUCAACAAUCCACAGAUCUACUUCGUUUCUGCCCUCGUCCCAACUAGAUCUGGAUCUCGCUUCCGCAGCUGGAUUGCACAUUAUACGACCGGAAACCCAUCCCGCAGCCUUUGUUCCCAUCCCACCAGACGGAGGAUGGGGCUGGGUAAUCUGUUUCGCCGCUUUCCUCACGAAUUUGGUCAUUGAUGGCAUCUGCGUGUCAUUUGGGGUGAUGGUUAACGACCUUGUGGAGUCCUUUGAAACAUCGGUCUCCAAGGUCAUGCUAAUAGGGUCCCUCCUCGUCGGCGUCUACCAGAUGGUCGGUAAGUGUCACUGGGAUGUUCACAUGCUUGCCCACUUUACUUAUGAUUUGCCAAAUUACGUGCUGAGUUCGGCUUUUUUUACAUCUAUGGCCCUCUGGUAG
Molecule: messenger RNA, 540 nt
Organism: Dibothriocephalus latus
Lineage: Eukaryota; Metazoa; Platyhelminthes; Cestoda; Diphyllobothriidea; Diphyllobothriidae
Source: the annotation of a GenBank genome assembly